AAAUGGCGAUAUCCUGCUACCGUUAUAUUCAUGGGAAUAAUGCCAGGAAUACAAUCGUCCUGCUGGAUAAACUGAACAUGUUGCGGACAUUUGUCGGACCCGGCCUGCCGCUUGGACUGGUAUUCCCUCUCUCGAAGCGGGUUGAGAACGCGUUAUAAGGAAGAGACGGUGUCGGCCAUAGAUCUCGAGUAAAUAUUUGACUCUUUCUCUCUUCUCAAAGGAAAGACAUGGUUCUCUCGCGCAUACUGGUCUCUGCAGGCAUCUGCUUGCUUUCAUCGUGUUCCUUCGUGUCUGGUCUUGCAUGGAAUGCUACCGAGUUCAUGUUCGUGUUCGGAGACUCGUACACGACUGAUGGGUAUAACGUCUCUGCUGGAGUAACCUCGCCUGAUCCAGGAUACACAUCUUCGAACGGCCUUAACUGGGUUGAGUUCUUGGGAACCACAUAUAAUCAGACGGAUAUUACUGUUUUCGACUUGGCGUCCGGAGGCGCAACCAUCGAUGCGGCCCUUGUCCCGCCUUAUUUGCCUACUGUCUUGUCCGUAGUCGACCAAGUCACUCAAUUCAAUGAGUACUUGGCAUCGAAGCCCUACGGUGCAGAAUGGGACAGUUCAAAUAGUUUGUUCGCUAUCUGGAUCGGUAUCAACGACGUCGGAAACUCAGUCGGCUGGACCAACAUUACCCAGUUUGAAUUUUAUGGAGUUCUCAUGGAUAGAUUAUUCACACAGGUUGAAGACCUUUACCAGAAUGGGGCUCGCUCUUUCCUUUUCGUCACCGUCCCCCCUACCGACAGAGCCCCACUCUUCCUAGAACAAGGACCGGAAGCCGCAGCCCAGAUGUACUCGGACAUUGCUAACUACAACACCCAGCUCACUCAAAGUGUACGGACAUUCGAGGCUACUCAUUCCGAUUUGAGUUCAGUUACCGUCUUUGAUUCUCAACCCAUAUUCAACACGCUCCUGGAUGAAUGGCAAACGUUUGGCUUUGUAAACGUCACAGGAUACUGUGCUGCUUAUGAAAAUGGCACACCCACGCAGACAACACAAGUCGAAGGUUGCGCACCCGUGUCUAACUAUUUCUGGUUGAACACUUUGCAUCCCGUGUUUACUGUUCACAACAUCCUCGCAAAGGCCAUCUCAACCGCAUUGGCAGGAUAUACUGCACCUGUUAUUCCCACUUAAUCGGCACCUACAUACAACUUGAAGAACAUUGUAAACGAACGAUAAGGAAAUUAAAGUGAAUUUAUUGCUCU
Messenger RNA from Serpula lacrymans var. lacrymans S7.9, 1249 nucleotides. RefSeq names its product carbohydrate esterase family 16 protein. The transcript has 10 exons. The record is from RefSeq and is a predicted model, not a curated record. NCBI's taxonomy places the organism in Eukaryota, Fungi, Basidiomycota, Agaricomycetes, Boletales, Serpulaceae. Bases 228 to 1178 code for a protein of 316 amino acids. Gene Ontology annotation, molecular function: hydrolase activity, acting on ester bonds.